CAAUAUCUGUGCGGCGGACGAUCGUGACGUCGCGCAAACGUCGUCCAAGUUCACCUUCGAAAACCCGGUCUAACCGGAUAGAUUUUAUUUUUACUCGUUCAUUUAAUAUAACAAAAGUUCGGGUUAGUAUAGCAUAAUAUAUGUUUUUAGUGUUAGGUAUUGAAUUUUGGCAGCGGGACAAAAAUUAUCAGCUUGCGUCCAAGGCCUACCACAAUCCAUGAGUUCUAGCGCGAUCGUGAGUUAGAGUGUCUCGGCGACUACGAUGCAACUGGUUUUCUACUGUACGAGUAUAUAGUUUUCGAAGUGGAUCGAAUGCAAUGCGAUAGUGUAAAAUGUCUAUUGCGUACAAUGGUUCACUGUGUUGAACAGUUCCGCCAUCGAAUUUUUCGUCUCCAGCGUUUCGCGUCAUCCAACAUCGCUUUUCCCGUCGUAUUAUCAAUCGCUCUCGUCAAUUUUCUUGGUAGAGAUAAUUCCGUUUCUCGCACAUCGUUAUACUCCGGAGUUUCCCGGAAGCCGGGGAUAAUGUCCGAACUUUAAGGAAGUGCGGACAAUCGCAGUUGUUCGUAAAAUUUAAAUAGUGAUCGCGGUGUCAUUGUUAUAACGCAACCGCAGCAGCAGCACCAACAUGAACCGGAAGUCGGCGAAGUCUCUUUUGCUGGAGGAAAAAAAAUAUCUAUUGGCGGUACAACGGGGAGACGUGGCCAACGUGCAAAGGAUGAUCCAACGAUCCUUUCGAUCAGAUCACAUAGACAUCAACUGCGUUGAUUCUUUUGGUCGAGGUGCCAUCAACCUAGCAAUCGAAGGUGAAAAUUUGGAAAUGCUCGAAAUGCUAGUGGUAAUGGGUGUAGGACCCAAGGAUAGUCUAUUGCAUGCCAUCAAUGCCGAGUUCGUUGAGGCUGUGGAGCUUCUUCUUCAGUACGAGGAAUUGGUGCACACGGAAGGCGAACUGUACAGUUGGGAAAAAGUGGAUUGGAACAUUGCUUAUUUCACUCCUGACAUCACACCACUUAUUUUGGCUGCACACAAGAAUAAUUAUGAGAUCAUUAAAAUGUUGCUGGACCGAGGAGCAACACUUCCGAAGCCACAUAAAAUCAAGUGUGUAUGUCAUAAGUGUAUUACAUCUUCAAAAAAAGAAUCGUUGCGAUACUCCAUGUGUCGAGUGAAUGAAUAUAGAGCACUGGCUAGUCCUUCUCUGAUUGCACUUUCAUCAGCUGAUCCAAUACAAACUGCAUUCGAGCUGUCCUGGGAUCUGAGAAAAUUGGCUAGAAUCGAAAAAGAAUUCAAAAACGAAUACAUGGAACUCUGUAAACAAUGUGAACAGUUUGCUGUUGAUCUGCUUCGGCAAAUACGAAGCUCUCAUGAAUUAGAUGUCAUUUUAAAACAUGAUUCAGAAAAUGCUCCCAGUAUAGGAUCCAUGAAACUAAGACUCGUUGAACUUGCCAUAAAAUAUAAGCAAAAAAAUUUUGUAGCACAUCCAUAUAUACAACAACUUUUGGCAACGGUUUGGUACGAAGGUCUUCCAGGAUUUAGACGUCUACGUCUUUACACGCAAAUAAUUGAAAUCGUCAAAGUCGUUUUCUUUUUUCCAUUUUAUUGUCUUAUGUACUUAUACGCACCCAGCACUAAAAUUGGAAAAAUAAUGGAAAAGCCAUUUAUGAAAUUUUUAAUUCAUUCAUCUUCUUAUCUUUCAUAUUUAGGUCUAUUGGUACUAGUGUCGCAGAGGGCUGAAACGCAAUUUAUAGAACUCUUCGGAUCUGAAUCAAUGAAAGAAAGUCUGCAACAGCGACAACUCCGGCAACGCGGGAAUGGACCGUCAUUUUUAGAGCUUUUGAUCUUGCAUUUUGUCAUCGGAUACAUCUGGCAGGAGAUAUUGGACGUACGCAGGGAUGGCCUGAAGAGAUAUCUGGCGCACAACGCCUGGAACUACGUGGAAUUUGCCAGGAAUAAGAUGUACGUGUUAGUGAUUGCGCUACGAGUUUACGCAUACAUAACCGAAAAUUCUCAAAUAGCUUACGACCCCUCUUCGGCAUUCAUUCCAAGAAAUAAAUGGCAAACUUUCGACCCUCAACUCGUGGCCGACGCUCUAUUUGCUGCCGCCAACAUACUUAGCGCUUUAAAGUUGAUCCAUAUGUGUUCAAUAAGUUCACAUUUAGGACCGUUACAACUAUCAUUGAAACGCAUUCUGAUCGAUAUACUCAAGUUCUUCAGUUUUUACAGUUUGGUUUUAUUUUCAUUCGCAUGUGGACUCAAUCAGUUAAUGUGGUAUUUUGCUGAUCAAGAACGAAAAAGAUGUAACAAUUCAACAGAAGCUGAAUCAUGCUCGAAAUGGAAGAAUUUUGGAAAUGUGUUUGAAUCUAUACAAACUCUGUUUUGGACGGGUUUUGGUGAAGUCAACCUUGAAACCUUUGAUCUACCAGGAAUGAACCCUUACACGAGAUUCUGGGCACUUUUUAUGUUCGCUGCUUACUCGGUAAUUAACGUUACGAUUAUGUUGAACCUGCUCAUUGCUAUGAUGUCUAAUUCCUAUUCUGUCAUUGAGGGUCAAUCGGACGUGGAAUGGAAAUUUUCUAGAUCAAAACUGUGGUUAAGUUUGGAAGAAACACCGACACUCCCCUCGCCUUACAACGUGUAUCCAACGGCGAAACACUUCAAAAAGCUUUAUCAUUACAUACGGAAGUCUAAAAAAACUAAUCCAUGGUCUCAGAAUGAUAAAUCCAACAGUAUAAUUAAUCUAAAUCAAAGGGAGAGUGAGUUUGCCACUGUGAUGCGAGCCCUUAUUUGGCGAUAUAUUUCCAUGAAACAUCGAGAAAUGGAAAACAUGGGUGUAACUGAGGAAGAUAUAAAAGAAAUAAAGUCUGAGCUCAGCACGAUGAAAUACGACUUUCUAGAAGUACUCCGGAAAAACGGUAUGGAAGUUCCCAGAGACCAUCGUAAAAAGAGCAUGGACAGAAAGUCUAAAAUUUGGGAACGACGAUUGAUGUCGGACUUUUACGUGGCACCAAUGUUUCCGAGCGGCAGUACUUACAAUAGUAGCAGUAACAUUGAUAAGUCACUUAAACAUCAAUUGCGGCCUAUCGAUCGGUUUCGUAAGGCUGUUCGAAUGGUGGCGGCCAACUCGAUAUCCAACAAAUGGCGGACCACCAUUUAUGACGUGUAUCAAAACUCACAGAUAGGCACUACAACCGGGAUCGGUUCUUAUAUUAACAAGCAGAAUCUGCAGUGGGCCAUGAACGAGGUAUGGGCUCUACGAGAAAAAGAACCAUCGACAAGUUACACACCAACGACGACAAAUCAGACGGCGACUACGUCGCAGUCGUCUACUUCAUGCCCGUUCGAAUUACCGAAGCGUCGGAACACUCUGCGUGCGCUCAUAGAUGAGCACCGCCGAAGUGAGAACCAAUUCCACCACGGGUCCGGUGGGGAUGCUACAUUGUGGACGGCCCCCGUGCCGGUUCGCGGGCAACUACUAAAAGCGCCAUCGAUGUUACACCAACAACAGCAGCAGCCCGCCUUGAAAAAGUCCGCGUCCGUCUGGUACGCCGCACCACCCGCGCCAGACAGACCGCUAGUCACCCGGAGGAGCAUGCCAAAUCUGCAAUCUGGAAUCACAUUCGACCGUCGACAGAGCUCACGGCAAUUCUCUGGACCCAUAAUCGAAGAAAACUGAUGUGUUAUACGGUUUUUUCCAAUUUUAAGAGGCUUAUCACCUAAAUGCACCCUAAUGCAAUAAAUCAUAGGAAUCGA
Melanaphis sacchari is the source of this 3744-nucleotide messenger RNA. Its product is annotated as transient-receptor-potential-like protein. The coding region runs from base 626 to 3667 and encodes 1013 amino acids. NCBI's taxonomy places the organism in Eukaryota, Metazoa, Arthropoda, Insecta, Hemiptera, Aphididae. The record is from RefSeq and is a predicted model, not a curated record. Gene Ontology annotation, biological process: regulation of cytosolic calcium ion concentration; calcium ion transmembrane transport; manganese ion transport. Gene Ontology annotation, molecular function: protein binding; inositol 1,4,5 trisphosphate binding; store-operated calcium channel activity. Gene Ontology annotation, cellular component: cation channel complex; membrane. The transcript has 14 exons.